Messenger RNA from Brassica napus (rape), 664 nucleotides. RefSeq lists its product as uncharacterized. NCBI's taxonomy places the organism in Eukaryota, Viridiplantae, Streptophyta, Magnoliopsida, Brassicales, Brassicaceae. The transcript is spliced from 2 exons. The record is from RefSeq and is a predicted model, not a curated record. Bases 203 to 640 code for a protein of 145 amino acids.
AUCCGUCGUCGUCGUCUCUCCGUUUAUUUAUCGUCGUCGUCGUUUCUCAAUUGAUCUGUCGUUUCUACGUCUAUUCAUCUCAUUCUCUCUCUCGUGUGUCUGAUUUGAUUAAGGUUUGAAUCAUUUCAUUUUGUUAUACAUUAUCUAGGUUUUGUUAUAUAUUAUUCAUUUGUUGAUGAUUUGAAGUUGAUUUUGUAGAACAAUGGAAGUUUUGUGCAUCUGUGGACAAUGGAUCUCAAAAGAAUCUCUCCAGUGGGAGUUUCUUGUUGAUUUGAAGAGGAAUGCAUCAAUCAUUUCCAUAGAAGAAGAUCUACUGUAUGAAGAUUUGAUGAAGAUUGUCUCUGAAGAUUUUAGUGUUAAAGAGGAAGAAAUCAGUUUGAGUUAUGGUUUUUCAUUGGAUAUGAAAUGUAUUAUUGAAAGUUUCCCCCCACUCUCGAUAGGUAAUACUCGUCAGCUCAGAACUUUCAUUUCCAAGACUAGAGCAUUUGAUGGAACCUGUCGUUUGUGUGUUAAGGUUAGUACUGAUCCAGUUAGCUGUAACACUCAAGCUUCUGAUACAUUUGCUUCUACUGUUCCAUUGAAUGCCAAUCCAGCGAUUCUUUCUACUGUGCAGAGUGAAAAACAGGUACAUUGUCCUUAAUUCCCUUUUUCUGUUUGUGUUUGC